Messenger RNA from Spinacia oleracea (spinach), 1350 nucleotides. Its product is annotated as BTB/POZ domain-containing protein At3g56230. The transcript has 3 exons. Lineage: Eukaryota; Viridiplantae; Streptophyta; Magnoliopsida; Caryophyllales; Amaranthaceae. Gene Ontology annotation, molecular function: protein binding. The record is from RefSeq and is a predicted model, not a curated record. The coding region runs from base 155 to 997 and encodes 280 amino acids.
AGUUGACUUAGAACAACCAAAAACUCAUCUACAAUUUUUAAUAUUUAUAUCUAUAUAAACAUUCUUCUUUCAUCUUCCUCAGCUCUUUUAUUUUUCAGUUCCAGGUGAAUCAUCAAAUUUAUUAAUUAAAUUAUCUCUUAAUUAAGAAAUAAUAAUGGAUUGUUCAAUCUGCACAACUAUGCCUUUCAUUCUAAGGCCGCCGAGGAAUACGAUCUGUGCCGCUUGCUAUGAAGGUGCAAGAAACUUAAUCUCCUUGGUUAAUAAGUUCGACGGCGAUAAUAAUAAUAAUAACAAUACUAAAUUUGGUGAUAAAUCAGGGGGCAACAAUGUCAUUUCAUCUUCUAAUUCAUCGUCUUGUAAGGGUUUAGCCAAUGUAGUUAAAUGGGUGAAGGAAAUGAAGGACAUCGAAGAGGAAGUAAGUGAUAAAAUGAGCUUUCUAGCUGAGUUUGAAGUUGCUUUCAAAGAUGAAAUUCAUACUGAUAUCCUUGUAAAGCCUGGCAAUAAUGGACCUCCUAUUCCUGCUCACAGAGCAUUAUUGGCAGCAAAGUCAGAAAUAUUCAAAAACAUGUUAGACUCAGAUGAUUGCAAAGAAGCACCAAAGGAAGCCAUAACUCUACAUGAACUCAACCAUGAUGAACUAGAAUCCCUCCUUAAGUUCCUCUAUUGUGGGAACUUGCCUAUCGAAAACGUCGAAAAACACUUGUAUUCACUAUCAUUAGCAGCUGAUAAAUAUGAGAUACACUUCCUACAGAAAUUCUGCGACCGACAAAUGCUGACUUCUCUUAGUUCAUCCAAUGCCUUAGACAUCCUAGAGAUUUCGGAUGUUUGCUCUAACAUAACAUUGAAAGACACUGCCUUGAAUUUUAUUGUAAGAAACAUGGAGGAUAUAGUGUUUUCCUCUAAGUUUGAGGUCUUUGCUUUGAAGAAUCCACAUUUGAGUGUACAAAUUACUAGGGCUUCCUUGUUGGAUAUCAAAAAUAGGAGAAAUGCAAUGUAACUCAGAAAGAAAGAGUGUGUUCCUCGGGAAUAAGGUUUACCCUCUCACAUAAAUAAGCUCACAUGCUCAUAUACGUACAAAAUAUGUGAGUAACAUGUUUAUAUUUCCUUCCUCAAAUAAUUAUCAUCAUUAUAUCACCUUAUCCAUCUAAUACGGAGUAGCAAAUGGCAAAUGUCACUGUCAGAAUGAGCCACAAGGACAAUUUCAAUUACAAAUGAAGAAUGAUGGAUUCGAAAGUUGUAAGGAUGAUUUUGAAUUUAUGAUAUAUUGUAUACUUAUACAUGUCAUAAGUUUUAAUUAACCACUAGGUCAAGACAUUAUUGGUAAUGAUACAGUGGAUGAAAUCUCUUAAA